AUGCCUCCUCUGGGAUCGGGUAAUUUCGCAGAUGUAUACGUUGGAACAUUUAAGUGUGAUGGUAAAAAUGGUAAACAAUCAAUAACAGUGGCAAUUAAACAUCUUAAGGCAUUAAAAAACACUGAUGAAAAAAAUGGAUCAGUUGGAGAUAAAGAUCAUAUAAGAGAGGCCAUGUUAUCAAUGAUUCGAGAAGGCAAAGUUAUGAGUUUUUAUAGUCACGAGAAUGUUGUCCAGUUCUUUGGAGUGGCAUGUAAUCAUCCACCAGUAGCGAUAGUAAUGGAAUAUUGUCCUGGAGGUAGUCUUGAGACUCACCUUUUGACACAAAAACAGAAUAUUGUGAUUGGAGAACGCCUUACGUUUUGCGUGGAAGCAGCGCAAGGAAUGCGAUAUUUGCAUGGACAGAACUGUAUUCAUCGUGAUUUGGCAUCCCGGAACUGUUUAAUAUCAGCCGAUGGAAUUAUCAAGAUCAGUGAUUUCGGUUUAUGCAAGAUCGAAGAGGCGACUCGUUUGAAUGAUGACUAUUUAAUGAAUGUUCCUCUUAGAUGGAUGGCACCAGAAACAUUAGUUAAACCACCAAAGUUCUCAAAAAAGAGUGAUGUUUGGGCAUAUGGUGUUUUAUUGUAUGAGAUAUUUAAUAACGGAGUGAAACCGUGGAUCGAUGAGGAAGUGAAGAAAAUAGCGACUAACAUCCGUCAUUGCCAAAUGCCAGAGAUGCCACCCUGCACACCACAGCAAAUAAAAGAUCUCGUUCAGCUUAUAUGGAUUAAAAACCGAGACGAACGACCAACGUUCAAAGUGAUCACAAAAAAGAUACGCGACAUGCAAAAAGGUGACUUAAAGCCACCUGACCCAACCGAAUGUUCAGUGAAUCGAAUCAGUAAUGUGCAUCGCAUUGAUUAUUCUCGAGAGGAGACAGCUACAGAAGAUAAUCUAACACAGUUGCCGUCGAGUACUGAAGAAGCUGAACCAACAAUAACUGCCGAUGAAACCGAGAAGAAAUUCGUGAAGAAACGACAUUCAUUGACAUCGUUAGACUAA
This is a messenger RNA of Anisakis simplex (herring worm), 1038 nucleotides long. NCBI's taxonomy places the organism in Eukaryota, Metazoa, Nematoda, Chromadorea, Rhabditida, Anisakidae. The record is from the annotation of a GenBank genome assembly.